Trichoderma gamsii is the source of this 1992-nucleotide messenger RNA. RefSeq lists its product as hypothetical. The transcript is spliced from 3 exons. The record is from RefSeq and is a predicted model, not a curated record. The coding region runs from base 1 to 1992 and encodes 663 amino acids. Lineage: Eukaryota; Fungi; Ascomycota; Sordariomycetes; Hypocreales; Hypocreaceae.
AUGCCCGCCGUUUUCCAUAGGCAUCCCUCCAUCUACGGCAAUGACCCGAUUUGGAAUACAACAGAUCGUACGGUCGUUGCGGAAGACGGAGGAUUCAUCUACACAGGAAGCCGCCGCCCACGAGAUAUUCGACUAUUCUACUGCGCCUCUCAGCAGCGCCACCGAAAUCAGAUUGCUCAGCUUCCCCGACUUGGACAACGUGAUGUUCUUAAGUGCAAGCUGAGCACCUUCGAUAUCAACAAAGCACCGCCCUUCGCAACUCUCUCAUACGUCUGGUACAACCCUCGCCUCAAGUCAAGUGUCAGUGUGCCUUGUGGCGAUGGGAAUCAAGCAUUAUCCGUUCUCGGCAAUCUCUACGAUGCGCUGAAACAUCUGGUGCAGCAGUCCACCUCUGCAUUUAGGGUAUCAGUUCUAACCUACCUCUGGGCCGAUGCCAUGUGCAUCGAUCAAUCUAAUUUGGCCGAACGUGCGGCUCAACUCGGCUCGGAUCAGUCUACGGCAAAGGCUUUCUCACUUCUGUCGGACAUGGCAGCCGCUCAGCUAAAGUACGUGGAAGCAGGAGAUCGUCGCACAUUUGCCGAACUGUCGGAUGAAGACACAAGCAGAUACGGAAUGCCUUCCUUGGCUGAUGAUCGAUGUUCUGACCUCCGGUCUCUGCUGGGAACAGGUUGGUUUACGAGGACCUGGAUAAUUCAGGAACUGACUGUAUCAUUCAACCCGCUGUUGGUGUGCAGCACGGAAUGGUUCCCCUGGGAGGUCCUCGACAAGGUCCUGCAAUUUGCAAUAGAGAUAUCAGACCCAUUGGUGUUAUUGGCCGGGCUUUACCAGGCCUAUGAUCUCAAUCAUAUACGGACCAAGAUACAAGCCGGUGACUCACCAGAUAUACUGGAGCUCCUGUCCUUUGCCCAACGAUUUGAUGCCACUGAUGCCCGUGACAAGGUCUUCGCUUUGGUAGGCCUUGCAAACAAUCAUUAUACAGCUGCUCAGCAUGUGCAUCCAGAUUACUCAAAGUCUACCCAGGACGUGUUCCUUGCUACAGCUUUUGAGCUCCUGCUAUUCGACUACGAGAACUACCAAGACAUGACGCUCUUGCGGCUGAGCCGGAAGUCUUCGAAGCAGACCUUGCCGAACUUGCCAUCGUGGGUCCCUGAUUGGGCGCUGGGCCAAAAGUCCAUGUCAGUGUCAGACUUGAUAAAUUCAAACGUCUCUUCCAGUCAGAAUAUCAACGAGCAUGAUCAACAGAUUCGCAGUACCUUUAAAGCGGCUGCUGAAUCCGACUCACCAGGGGAAGCGCAAAAGCCCGUGCUCUCGCCAGACGGUCUGAGACUACGGCUCUUCGGCUACCCGAUUGCGCAGGUAACGCGCACAGGACCAAUCUAUGAGAAUGUUCGGGGACAGGGCUGGCUGGCUGCCCUGUUUGUGCCCCAGAGGCUUCACGCAGCCUUGAACGAAUGGAUGAAGAUGUGUGAGACCGAUACCACUGCGAAGCCAGCUGAUAGUGUAGAUAUCCUGCGGAAUGCUCUCACUGUAGAGCUUCUAGUUCAUGCCGACGACGCAUGUGGCAUUUGUGCGGCAAGGCGACACGAUUUAGACGUGUGGUGUAGACUACGGCAACGCUUUCUCCAUCUGCCGGCGUUCAGCGUGUUGUCUCCAUUACGUAUGCUGAUGGUGAGCUGGAAAACAAUGGGGCUGACAGAUUCUCCAAGCUCGCAGGAUGCGAUAGGCUCAUACUGGAGGACAUGGACACUUCUCAAUACUCUACUCCUUGGACGCCGCAUGUUCCGUACUGCCAAAGGAGAGAUAGGCUUGGGCCCGCCAUUGUGUCGGAAGGGAGAUUACAUAUUCGUCGUCGCGGGCUGCAGAGUGCCGCUUAUAUUGCGGAGAGCCGAGGGUUCUGGCUUUUGGGAAUAUAUUGGCGAUUGCUAUAUGGACGGUGUGAUGCAAGGUGAGCAGUUCAGACGGCAGGAUUGCGAGGAGUUAUGGCUUGUUUAA